Molecule: messenger RNA, 492 nt
Organism: Bacillus rossius redtenbacheri
Lineage: Eukaryota; Metazoa; Arthropoda; Insecta; Phasmatodea; Bacillidae
Product: histidine-rich glycoprotein-like
Exons: 1
Coding region: 1-492 (163 amino acids)
Source: RefSeq, a predicted model, not a curated record
AUGGACAACAACAAGCAGGACCAUCACAACCAAAUGGAGAGGCACAAGAAAAUAGACCACCAUUAUCACAUGGACAAACACAACCUGCAGGACAAUCACAACCAAUUAACUACCCACAACCCAAUGGAGAGUUACAAGAAAAUAGACCACCACUAUCACAUGGACAACCACAACAAGCAGGACCAUCACAACCAAUUAACUACCCACAACCCAAUGGAGAGUUACAAGAAAAUAGACCACCACUAUCACAUGGACAACCACAACAAGCAGGACCAUCACAACCAGUUAACUACCCACAACCAAAUGGAGAGGCACAAGAAAAUAGACCACCACUAUCACAUGGACAACCACAACCAGCAGGACCAUCACAACCAAUUAACUACCCACAACAAAAUGGAGAGGCACAAGAAAAUAGACCACCACUAUCUCAUGGACAACCACAACCAGCAGGACCAUCACAACCAUUUAACUACCCACAACCAAAUGGAGUAG